CAGAAGCUGUGGACGGCAACUUCUUCCUAAAUCACCUAAGAUGUCAUCUGGUAAGAUGCCAGAAUAUACGAUGCUUACUCCUCUAUCUCUGACACCAGACGUUAUGCCGCAUGACUUCGAACAACUAGUCAAUCUGGGUCUGACGCUUCCAUGCGAAUUAGUUCCUCAUUAUUCAUUUGUUAAUAUGAUGCCCCCCUUAGGCCCUACCGUAGUGCUGGAGAAUGGAUCUAGUGGAGAUCCAGGAUCAGAUCCACCAGUCACUCCAAGAAACUUAACAAGCCCAGAAGUAGAUGAUCGCGAUGAGGAAGAAGAAGAGGAAGAGGAAAAGGUUGGGACAUCAAGUGCUAAUAAUUUGAGCAAUGGGGAAGUGGACUCCGAGCAAACUGAGGGGAAAACAGGAAAAGACCCUUUCGCACCCCAGUGCAAAAUACCUCUUCCAACGCCUUUUUCACCGUACGAAUAUUGGUUAGAACCAUCUUUCAUUCGCAGAAGGAACGAAAGAGAGAGGCAGAGAGUACGAAACGUCAAUGAUGGAUUUGAAAGAUUAAAAAGUCACCUUCCGAUCAGUUCAAAAGACAAGGACAAAAGGCUGUCGAAAGUAGAAAUAUUGAGAAUGGCUAUCAGGUACAUUCGAAAUUUACAGGACAUGCUUAGAAACGACGGAAUGGAUGAUAGCAAAGAGAAUAUGGUUUGCAUACACUCUGAAUCAGAAUAGCAUCUAGAAUAAAUAUCAGAAUACCAGAGAUGAACUCCUGUCCAUACCUUUCAGAAAAGAAUAAAUACAAGAAGUGAUCAAAACAUUUGUAUUAGAAAACUGCUUCAUAAUAGAUUUAAUCGGUUUGAAGGAAAUUAUCUCUUGCUUAGUGACGAAUCAAAUUAAAGACCUCUUUCGAUAGAAAUUCACUGCUUACUGCUCAUUAAUUGAUGAAACAAUCAUCUUCAUAUCUUGAUAUGCCUGAAAUUGACGUCCUUCAACGAAAGUUUCAGAGUGAAGAAGAUAAAGAAGCAAAAAAGUUUUGGAUAUACGAAACGAAAGAAUGAUUAACAAAAGAUUUGUACUGUAGGGCAAAGUCUUUUAUUUCAGGACAUCCAGCUUCUGAUUCAUGAGACUACCAACAUAAGGACCCGUAAUAUAGUGUGGUAAGAUGUAUUUUACACAGUUUAUGAAGAUCCUUCGUUUAACCACAUGUGGCGGACGAAAAAUUAGAAUAAAAAAAUAUGUCCACCAGUUUCAGCUCUAUAGCAGGAAAAAAAUAAUAAGAUGUAUUCCAUGGCAGCCAGGACAUCAACCCUACUUGCUACACACAUAAGUUUGAAUGUAACGAAUAUCAUGCUAACUACAUAUCUCGAUUAUGACCUGACUUAUCUAUACGGAAUAUAUACAUCGUGCAUGCAAAUACAAUGCUAAGAGAGAUUUUUGAUUACUCCACGUGAAUCCAGAUUUUUUAAUAAAACAAAAAAAGGAAUGUUAUUUUAAGCUUAAAUCAUAAUUUAUUCAUCAGAUUAAUUUAUGUGAGAUUCAUUAAAAGUACUGCAUGUAUAGAUUUUGAAAAUGUGUAAGCUCGAAAGAGCACGAAAAUGUUCAAUUACUGCUCAUCCAAAGUAGUGGGUGAAAGGUUUCAUUUCUUUACACAUUUCAUUUUAUCUGCAAGUGUGAAAAAUAGUCUUCAAAAGACGCUCAUUAAAAUGCAUUUUCAUUUCUCUGAAUUUCUAACAACCGAAUUUUUCGAAUCCUUUCUGAGUUUAUCAUAAGUCACUCAUACACUAUACUGUUUAUAUAUAUUACUGGUUAAUAAUGUACUUUUUAGGCUUAUUGUACUUAAAACUGUCUAUUUUAUAUGCAAAUAGGUUUUCCCUAAGUCCCCGAUGUUAUAAUUUUCGCUAUUUGAAAAAUUCAGAAACAUGAUUGCCCUUGUGAUAUUUCUUCUGUCAAAGUGCAAAAAUAUUUUUGUGUAAAUAACUUUGAUGUGUUGCAAUAAAUAUUACUUUAUUAUGACUCUUAGAAA
Messenger RNA from Stegodyphus dumicola, 2006 nucleotides. RefSeq lists its product as uncharacterized. Gene Ontology annotation, molecular function: RNA polymerase II transcription regulatory region sequence-specific DNA binding; protein dimerization activity; DNA-binding transcription factor activity, RNA polymerase II-specific. Gene Ontology annotation, biological process: developmental process; regulation of transcription by RNA polymerase II. The record is from RefSeq and is a predicted model, not a curated record. Lineage: Eukaryota; Metazoa; Arthropoda; Arachnida; Araneae; Eresidae.